Oikopleura dioica is the source of this 6900-nucleotide messenger RNA. The record is from the annotation of a GenBank genome assembly. Lineage: Eukaryota; Metazoa; Chordata; Appendicularia; Copelata; Oikopleuridae.
AUGAAAGAAGUCUUCUAUACGGCAGCCAACCGAUUAUCAACCGAAGAACAAACUUCUAUAAACCAGGCGCAGGAGGAACUGACCACAGGAGCUGGCAAUGAUGAUGAACCGACGAUAAUGCCAGGCGUUCCUCAAGCACCGCAGAAUCGCGAUUAUGCGGACUAUAAACAGGAGAAGCGACAAGAUCAGGAAAUAGAUUCAAAGGAGUCAUCCUUCAACGAGCCGGACGAGUUUAAAAAUGUCAUCUCGCCCGAUUCAGGAGAUUUGAGCUCUCUUCAGUACUUUGGCGCGAUCAUUCUCGCCUUCACUCUAGCCAGCGUGGUUAUUUUCUAUGUUUGGAGAUGGAGAGCGCAGAGUUGUUUAACGCUUACGUUAUCUUUCACUUGCCAAAAAAUGCUCGAAACUACUUUGAUUUGCUUUUCGCAUGAUUUUGCGAGUUACCGAUCAUUUUUGCUAGGAUUUUGGAUCGGUGGCUACGAUGAGCAUGAAGAAUGGUUCCCCUCAAUUCCCGACAACGAAUUGCUCCCUGAUCGACCCGACAAUGGUUAUCUUGGAGGUCAGUGGGGCUGGUCGAACGACAUGCCUUGGAAUUACGUGAACUGGGAUUACGGACAGCCACAAAAUCAAGGCUCAGAUGACUGCGUCAUGCUCAGAACUAUCGAUGGAAAAUGGGAGGACUUUGCUUGCACAGCUAGACUCAAAGGAAUUUGCGAAAAGCGUUCAAAAUCUUACAAACCGCCAGAGGACUCCUUCCCAACUUGCAAGGACGAUUCUUGUUGCAACGGUCAUCUCGGAGUCGAAUACGGAGGCAAAAUCGCUCCCAAGAGCUUUUCAUCUUCUCCAACUUUGGAAGGAUACGAAUGGAACACUCGAGCACAAUUUGGGCGACUAAACCAGCCAAAUAAGCUCAUCGAUCUCAACGGCCUCAAACCAGGCAACGAUGCUGCUGGAGGUUGGGUUUCUGCAGAGAGCGAGAAGAAUCCCUGGUGGGCUGUGACGUUCUAUGAUUCUGAUACUGCUUCAAAGCCAUUUAUCGCCGAAGUCCGUGGAAUCAUGACCCAGGGUCUUGCUGGUUUCAAAGCCAUUCCGAAGUGGAAGCGAUACACGAAAACGUAUCAAGUUCAGUACGAAACGCACGAUGGCGGCAUGGAAUACUUCUACGACAGCAAAGGAGAAAUCAUCACUUUCGAUGGAAACUAUGACAAGGACAAUAUUGUGACCAACUUCUUCCCUUACCCAGUUUUCACUAGAAAGAUCCGAGUGAUUCCAAAAACCUGGCGAACAGGUGCUGCUCUGCGAGUUGAACUGAUCGGCUGCAAAAGUGGCUGUAUGCACUCACUUGGUGUUUGCCAAGAUCGAAUUGUCAACGGAGAGAGCCCAAUCAACAUCAUCUCCGAUUCCGACAUCACUGCAAGUUCAGAAGUAGCUGGCUCUGAGGCUAAAAACGCUCGACUAUGCUACGACAACAACAACUGCAAAGAACGUAACACGCCGACCAAGAAAACAUACCAAGUUUACACACAAAAAUCUUCAUAUGACAGUGCGAAGGGCAAAUGCGGAAAUCAACAAGGAGGUGCUGGCGUUCUUGGAGCAAUUCUCAACGAUAAUGAUCAGCAAAGUGUCCAAAGCAAAGUCCAAACUUCUUCAAAUCCCGGACAAGGUGAAUGCUACUGGAUUGGUCUUUCUCGACAAUCCGGCCAGUGGCUUUGGGAUGAUGGCAGUUCUCUUACUUAUGAGAAUUGGGUUGCAAAUGAUGGUCGAAAUAAUGCAUGUGUCUGCAUGUCUGUUGAUCAACAGUUCAAAUGGACAACACGCGAUUGCAAAGAAGUCAUGCCAUAUGUUUGCCAGCGAACUGAAACUGGAAAGGUCUGGGUUGCCGAGACCGCUACUGUUAACGAGUGGCUGAUGGUUGAUCUCGGAUCUAUUAUGCGAAUCACUGGUAUCUUUACUCAAGGAGAUCCACUUGGAGAAAACUGGGUCACAGAAUACAGUCUUGCUUUCUCCGACAAGAACCUCAAUGACUGGCACGAUUAUCUAAACCACGAAGGAACCGCUGUCGUCCGCUUCCGUGGCAACCACGACAGCCAUGGAAUCGGCGAAGGAAUUCUCCGACAACCAGUUACUGCUCGUUAUGUUAAAGUCAAACCGCUUAGCUGGAAGAACAGAAUUGCUAUGAGAAUCGACAUCAUCGGAUGCAAAACCUCACAGUCUGGUAAAAUCGGAUGUCAAGAUAACGGACAGUCAUUGGCAGAAUAUGGAAGUGCCAUCACUGUUGAAUGCCCGCACGAUUGCGAUCAGGUCACUCCGGUCAAUGUUUAUGGAACGACAAAGUACUCGCUGGAAUCAAGCGUCUGCCAAGCUGCAAUUCACGACAGUCGUGUUCAAGCUCACAACGGUGGAACCGUAUCGCUCAAAUUCAUCGACAACACGGCGGAUUUCAUUGGAACAGAAGCGCAUGGAAUCGAAUCAAAUGACAGAGAUGCAGAAGACCAAGCAAUGAUCUUCCAAAGCGAUCACCUCGGUUGCGAAGAAGGCUGGGUCAAAUACAGAGACAUGUGUUACUACCAACCAGCACGUGCAAAUGGAAACAAAAAGCGAUGGUCUGAAGCAAGAGCAAUUUGCACUGAACUCGGAGGCGAUCUGGCUGUGAUUCCAGAUAAGGCAACAUCUGACUUUAUUUAUGCCAUGAUCAGAAACAAUGAUGACUUGAAUCAUGUGUGGCUUGGAUUGACUGAUAAUGGGCAUCCGAAUUACUACGAAAAAUGGGUUGACGACACUCCAGUUACUUUCACCAACUGGGACAGAAAUCGACCAAGCUUUCAUUCUGGCAACGAAUGUGUUCUUGCUUACCGAGCAAGUUUCCUUUGGCACUCAGAUGACUGCAACAGAAACACAAACUAUAUUUGCCAGCGGCCAGUUGCUCCUACUAAUCAUGUCGACAAGGAAGAAGGCUGUCCUCCUGACGGAUGGAUUCGAUUCGGAACAAAAUGCUACAAAUUCAUGAUGCAACAAGAGAUCUACGUCCACGCUGAACUCAAAUGCAAUGGCAUGAUUGCAGGUCAGUCAUCGCUCGUUACUGUUCCUGAUAGUGCUACAAACGCUUGGCUUCAUGCAAAGGUCGUUGAACUUGUUCAUGCUAACGAUCACACCAACUUCUGGAUCGGUCUUCACGGACAAAGCUACUCUUCUGGCCAAAAUGGAACUACAAUCGAAUAUCUCUGGGCUUCCGGAGAGUGCCCAAGCUACACAAACUGGAAAACUGGUGAACCUGGAAUCAGCACUCAGUGUGUUUUCCCAUUCAAAUACAAGGCUCCUGGUACUGCUUUGACCAAAACAUACUAUGAUUGCGUCGAUGAUCCUGAAGAUCUUUGGUAUCAAAACAUUGGCGGUCCAUGGUGUUCUGGAACAGAUGAUUUCAACCGAGAUCAUGAAUUCUUGCCCUGCAGUGAGGACUUUUUCUACCAAGGAUGUGCGAUCAUGAGCCGCGAAAACGGACAGUGGUAUUCCGAUUGGGGCGAAUUCUGGGAUCCAACAGACAAUUCCGGCGGUCGAGGUUGUUAUGAUAAGCAACACUACAUCUGCGAAGUACCCGCUGAAGAAGAAGAACGACCUCCGUGUAUUCCUCGUGAGCCGAUUGCUGGUCCGGAAUGUCUGGGCGGUGCUGACUGGGUCGGAUGGGAUGACGGUGAAGCUAAAUCCCACGAUUGCUAUUUCAUCCACUCGUACGUGAACGAACCAAUCGAUGGUCGCGAUGAUGGAGUCAACUUUGGUGAAGCUGAUGCUUUCUGUCGAUCAAUGGGUGCGAAUCUUGUUUCUCUUCAUAACUACGACGAAAAUGCUAAAUUGAUCGAACUCAUCAAGGACAAAGAAAGAAAAGGACUCAAUGUUCGAGAUUCUUAUUUUAUCGGCUUCAACGACAGAGGUGAGCGGGGAUAUCAAUGGACAGAUGCUACAGCGGUUGACUACACUAACUGGCUUGCUGGGCAACCUGAGAAGAAUGCACCAGAUGAAGAAUGCGCGAUGACUUAUUCGGGAUACGUUCAAGGUCAGUGGUACUCUGAUUAUUGCAAUUCACACGCUGGUUUGAUCUGCGGAAUUACUCGAGGUAAACAGCCAGAGCCACUGCCAACUCAUCCACCAACCAUCCAGCCAAGUCAAGAGUGCAUGAGAACUGCUAAUCCAGGCGAGACCUGGUACGAGCUUGAGCAUAGAGCUGACGGAAACAUCAAGUGCGUGAUGGUAGUUCCAAAUGAUUCUGGAAAUCAAGACACAGCUAACACCAAGUGCGCAAAUCUUGGCGACGGAGGAACUUUGAUCUCAAUUCAUCAUAAAGAAGAGCUGUCGCAGUUGACAAAGAUCUUACGUCAGGACCCAAGUUAUGAUCAACCAGCUUAUUGGAUCGGUUUGCGAUACAAAUACGAUUACUCUGAUUACUUGACGAAAUGGCGUUGGCUUGAUGGUUCUCCCGUCGACUACGACAAUUACGCUGAAGGAAAUCCAAAAGACAACCAAUAUCUUUACGAUGCAACUGUCAUGCACAACGACGGACGAUGGUUCACUGAAGACUAUCUAACCUCGUUCCCUUUUAUUUGCCAGCGAUGGCCACAAGGAGCACCAACUGCGCCUCCAGAGCCCGAGAGAAACGGUGGAUGUCCGAAAGAUUGGUACGACUUUAAAAAUCGCUGCUAUAAGUUUUCCGGAAAGCGAGGAGCUACCGAGGAGCACUUGUCUUUUGACAUGGCUGGUUUCAAAUGUAGAGAACAAGAAGGAGCUCCAGAAGGGCAGUACGCUGAGCUGGCAUCGGUCCCGGAUGCAACUUACGACAACUUCGUCUUCGGCCAUUUAUAUGACUCUCACGGGGCAGUCUGGCUAGGAGGCGAUGCUAAUCAAGCAAGAGAAUGGUCUUGGCUUGAUCAAACUCCCUGGGUUUUUAGCUAUUGGGCCAAUGGAGAACCAAAUAAUGCUAACAACAACGAGUACUGCUUGUCAAUGAUGGUUGCAGAAAACAACGGUCGAUGGAACGAUGCUAAUUGUCUCGAUGAAAAACCAUUUGUCUGCUCAAUGUUCAAGGAUCCAUCACUUCCGGCGCCAAGUCCACCAAAUCCCCACAAUUGCCCAGCAGAUUACAAGCCGCUUGGCGAUCACUGCUAUAAAGUCGUUGAUAAUCAAAUGGACUACGAAGCAGCAAAGGCUUCAUGCGCGAAUUCCGCAAGUGGAUUUGGCUAUGCUGGUCUUGCAACUAUUCUGGACGUUCAUGACAAUGCCUACCUUACAGCUCUUAUCAACGAGGGAUCUUACACAUCUGACAGCUACUGGAUUGGUCUUUACACUGACAAGAAUGUCGUCAAUACUAAUGGAACUGUCUGGCUCUGGGAGGACAAUCGACCUGUCUCUUUCACAAAAUGGGCAAAUGGAUCCCCCGUCGAACCAGCUGGAGACAAAUCUUGUGUCAAAAUGCAGGGUAGCGGAAGAUGGGUUCAAGAAGACAACUGUAACACUGCUGCUAAAUCGAUCUGUAAGUUAGAGAAAAACUAUAAACCAGAAAAUCACGACAACCCGGGCGAAGAACGAUGUGACCCAGAAUGGUGGGGAUAUGGCGGAUACUGCUACAUCUUCCGAACUGGCUGGGAGGCUACCGAGUACUGGGAAACUUCCGAAGAAUGGUGCGUCAGUCAAGGAGCACAUCUUGCUUCGAUCAGAGAUGAUGAGGAGAGACGAGCACUUGCAGCAAAGAGCAACGAGGAUCUUUGGAUCGGACUUCGACGAGAUGAAUCAAAUGCAUUUUCUGAGUGGUCUGACGGAUCUGCACUAGCCUACACAGCUUGGAUGCCUGGUGAGCCAAACGACGGCGGUGCAUCUGGCAUUUCAGAACCUUGUGCAUUUAUGAACAGCCAAGGGCUUUGGAACGAUGUCACCUGUAAUAACUGGAAGGGGUAUGUUUGUAAGAAACCAGCUCAGAUGUCUUUCUGCUCGGUUCCAAUUGAGCAGCGUCAUGACUGUGGAUACUAUGGAAUCCAGCAGGACGAAUGCAUCGGCUACGGUUGUUGCUGGAGCCCCGUCGAGGAUGGACCCGGCUACUGGUGCUUCCAUCCAAACAACAAUGUCGAAUGCUUGGAACAAGGAGGCCGAUGUAUUCCACGUGGCAAGGUUCACAAUUGCGAUCGAGGUGUCGUCGAAGGAAUCUGUUCCAACGAUGGCCACGGCGGAAAUGAUCAAGUUUGCUGCAAAUCUUGCACUGAUUCUCCCAAAGAAUGCAAGGCGGAAGAAGAUGAGUGGAGCAAGCAAGAUACAGAAUGCGUUUUAGCUGGCGGAAAGUGCAUUUUCGAAGGAAAUGAGUGUAGAAACUUCAUCAAGCCAGAACUGGGUUGCGGAGGUCCUAGUGAUAGACAAUGCUGUGCUCCUAACAGCCCACCAACUCCAAUGCCAACAACUACACACGAGACUGUGAAAACAACUCAAACAACAAAACCAGAAGGAUCUGGUGCAAAUGUAGGAGCCAUCGUCGCUGGUGUUUUCGUCGCCAUUGUUGUUGUCGGUGCAGUUGGUCUUUACAUCGUUAAGCAGGGCAACCCACUUGGUCAUCAGCAGCAGAGCUUCCAAAAUCCUGGCAAUGCUGGAAACGUCGAUGGAGUUGUGGAUGGACAUGAUAAUCCUCUUCAGGAUAACGCAGACGACGACAAUGGUAGCCCCGGCGGUGCAAGCGAGCCAGUAGCAACUGUCACAACUACAGAAAGCUUCAACGACACAUAUGCUUCCCCCGUAGAAACUCCAGCAGCACCAGCUCAACAAGAGAACGUCUACGACAGUCUGGACAUUCUCGGCGAAUCAACUGAGCCAGCUGCUCCUACAGCAACGACUGUAUCAAUUGACAACGAUACCACAACGGAUCUACUUUUCUAA